Molecule: messenger RNA, 2012 nt
Organism: Brachypodium distachyon (stiff brome)
Lineage: Eukaryota; Viridiplantae; Streptophyta; Magnoliopsida; Poales; Poaceae
Product: probable aspartyl protease At4g16563
Exons: 1
Coding region: 53-1762 (569 amino acids)
Biological process (GO): proteolysis
Cellular component (GO): extracellular region
Molecular function (GO): aspartic-type endopeptidase activity
Source: RefSeq, a predicted model, not a curated record
UGUCGAGGGGGAUCACUUCGGCCGCGCCACUUCCAGGCCUGGUAAAAAGGCCAUGUAUCCUCCCAAGUUCCGUACGAAAAGCCCAAAACCGUGGUCCGCGCCGUGCGUGCGUGUCCGUCAUGCGGCCGUCCCCCGAAGUUUUGUCCCACACGACUCAGAAACUAAUGCUUCAAACCAUCAGCAGCACCUUCAAAACUCCCGUAAAACCACCCAUGGCAAUGGCAUGAUGGCAAGCGCAUCGACAACAGCCCGAGGAUAUCAGCAUACCCCAAGCGCGAGGGCCAUGCGCCUCCUCUGCUUACUCGCUGCCCUCCUCGUCUCCUCCUCUCUGCAAUGCCACGGCCUCCUCCUCCUCCCGCUUACCAACACCCUCUCUUCCCUUGGACUGCCCAACGGCACCUCCAUCCACCACCUCAUCCGCUCCUCCUCCCUCCGUUCCGCCGCGCGCCACGGCCGGCACCGCACGCACCACCUGCCUUCAUCUCGUCGCCACCGCCAGCUAUCUCUCCCGCUCGCCCCGGGCAGCGACUACACGCUAUCACUCUCGGUCGGCCCGCUCUCCACCGCCAACCCGGUGUCCCUCUUCCUCGACACCGGCAGCGACCUCGUCUGGUUCCCCUGCGCCCCGUUCACCUGCAUGCUCUGCGAGGGCAAGCCCACCCCGCCCGGCAACAACAACAGCUCCAACCCUCUCCCACCGCCAACCGACUCCCGCCGCAUCCCCUGCGCGUCGCCGUUCUGCUCCGCGGCGCACUCCUCGGCGCCGCCCGCCGACCUCUGCGCCGCGGCCAGGUGCCCGCUCGACGACAUCGAGACCGGCUCGUGCGCGGCGUCCCACGCGUGCCCGCCGCUCUAUUACGCCUACGGCGACGGCAGCCUCGUCGCGCGCCUCAGGCGCGGGCGCGUGGGGAUCGCCGCGUCCGUGGCCGUGGAGAACUUCACCUUCGCGUGCGCGCACACGGCGCUCGGCGAGCCCGUCGGGGUGGCCGGGUUCGGGCGCGGCCCGCUCUCGCUCCCGGCCCAGCUCGCGCCAGCAGCGCUCUCCGGGAGGUUCUCCUACUGCCUCGUCGCCCACUCCUUCCGCGCCGACCGGCCCAUCCGGCCCAGCCCGCUGAUCCUAGGACGCAGCCCGGGUGAGGACCCCGCCUCCGAGACGGGCAUCGUGUACACGCCGCUGCUGCACAACCCGAAGCACCCGUACUUCUACUCGGUGGCUCUCGAAGCGGUCUCGGUGGGCGGGACGAGGAUCCCGGCCCGGCCCGAGCUCGGGCGCGUGGGCCGCGCCGGGGACGGCGGGAUGGUGGUGGACUCCGGCACGACGUUCACCAUGCUGCCCAACGAGACGUACGCGCGUGUGGCCGAGGAGUUCGGCCGCGCGAUGGCCGCGGCCCGGUUCGAGCGGGCCGAGGCCGCGGAGGACCAGACGGGCCUCGCUCCCUGUUACUACUAUGAUCACGACGCCUCCGCCGCGGAGGAGGGCUCGGCCCGGGCCGUGCCGCCGCUGGCGAUGCACUUCCGGGGCGAGGCCACGGUGGUUCUGCCGCGGAGGAACUACUUCAUGGGGUUCAGAAGCGAGGAGCGGAGGCGCGUGGGGUGCCUGAUGCUGAUGAACGGCGGGGAGGAUGAUGGAGGUGGGCCCGCUGGCACUCUGGGUAACUUCCAGCAGCAGGGCUUUGAGGUGGUGUACGACGUUGAUGCUGGCCGCGUCGGCUUCGCUCGCCGCCGGUGUACGGACCUCUGGGACUCGCUCUCUCGCCGAUGAGUGUGAUCGAUACGGGCUGGAUUGGGCCCUGCUGUUGUAUCUCGUAUGAUUCGCUUAGUUUGUCUCCCAUGUACAGAUAUGGGCAUUGUGCCACGUGUGUUAAAUGCCACACGCAUGUAUUUGUAUUUUGUAAGGUACUCCGUGGUUUGCUUGUGUUUUGCGCACAAGUUUAUUUUUCUACUCUCGUGUCAUGCUGUAGAUCUCUGGUAUCCUGUGCGCAUGCAAAUGCAAACAUGUCUAGUGUUCGUGA